Porites lobata is the source of this 8045-nucleotide messenger RNA. Lineage: Eukaryota; Metazoa; Cnidaria; Anthozoa; Scleractinia; Poritidae. The record is from the annotation of a GenBank genome assembly.
AUGUUUGGUGCUGGAGGUAAGAUAAUUAUGAAGCAACAAAAUAAUUAUGCACUUAUCAACUGAAAGCCAACACCCCCACCCCCGGGCCAAGGUGGGGGACAGCAUGUUUUGCCGUUGGGGGCUGGGGAUUUCUCAAGAUUUGUCAUGUUUUAUUUUUCUCCUACAGGACUGUAGGUGGGGGCUUUAAAAGUUUAAGUGCCCCCUCAUGGGGGUUAAUCACCAUUGUAGUUGACAUGAAGUCAAAUCCCCACCCUGUCCUGGGGGUGGGGGAGGGGGGAUUUCAGUUGAUAAGUGCAUAAACAAUAAGUUGGUCAUAAAAAAUUCUUGAAUCUGAUUGGUCAUCAGCAGCUAUGAUUUUAGCAGUGCAGUGUAACAUAAUAGGGUUAAGAAUGCUGGAGUAGAAUGUAGUGUAGCUUGCACACCAGAUUACAAUCAAAAGAUUAUAAUAAACAAUGCUGUGAUCUUAGAAAUUUUUCUUUUGUUGGGGGGAGAGAAAUAUGCUGGAGUAGAAUGUACAUAUUCUAAACACAGUAGUAUUCAUGGCAUGAACAAUUUAUGAAUCAAAGACAUGAAAUACCGUAAAAUUCCGAAAAUAAGGCCCGGGGCUUAUAUUUUUCAAAAGCCCUUUUUGAGGGGCUUAUUUUUGGAGGGGCUUAUAUGCGGGAGGGAAAUUUGCAUUUCAAAAUCGAUUGGGCUAGCCUUAUACACAAAUGUCCAGUGCUGGCCACAAGAUCCCUACUUUCCUUUUUCAUCCUUAGUUCCACACUUCUCAGAGGUGUGGAAGUGUGGAAAAGUCUGACAAAGUAAGGAUAUUGUCGCACUUUUCCCACAGGCACUAACCCCUUGUCAUUCUUUACUUAGUUCCAGACUUCUCAGAGGUGUGGAAGUGUGGAAAAGUCUGACAAAGUAAGGGUAUUGUCGCACUUUUCCCCCAGUCAUGAACCCUUUGUCAUUCUUUACUUAGUUCCACACUUCUCAGAGGUGUGGAAGUGUGGAAAAGUCUGACAAAGUAAGGAUAUUGUCGCACUUUUCCCGCUGUUAAGAACCCCUUGUCAUUCUUUACUUAGUUCUACAUUUCUCAGAGGUGUGGAAGUGUGGAAAAGUUUGACAAUGUCAGGAUAAUGUAACACUUUUCCCCUGGUCAUACGAAACCACUGUCAUUCUUUACUUAGUUCUACACUUCUCAGAGGUGUGGAAGUGUGGAAAAGUCUGACAAAGUAAGGAUAUUGUCGCACUUUUCCCGCUGUUAAGAACCCCUUGUCAUUCUUUACUUAGUUCUACAUUUCUCAGAGGUGUGGAAGUGUGGAAAAGUUUGACAAUGUCAGGAUAAUGUAACACUUUUCCCCUGGUCAUACGAAACCACUGUCAUUCUUUACUUAGUUCUACACUUCUCAGAGGUGUGGAAGUGUGGAAAAGUCUGACAAAGUAAGGAUAUUGUCGCACUCUUCCCCCGGUUAAGAACCCCUUGUCAUUCUUUACUUAGUUCUACACUUCUCAGAGGUGUGGAAGUGUGGAAAAGUCUGUGACAAAGUCAGGAUAAUGUCACACUUUCCCCUGGUCAUACGAAACCACUGUCAUUAUUUACUUUGUUCUACACUUCUCAGAGGUGUGGAAGUAUGAAAUAGUCUGACAGAGUCAGGAUAUUGUCGCACUUUCCCCCCAGUCACGAAUCCCUUGACAUUCUUUCCUUAGUUACACUCCUAUGUAUGAAAUGAGAAUAAAGCGCAGUGGGAGUAUUUGUUGGUUUUAUUCCUGCAACUCGUUUUACAUCUUUUUAAAUGCUAUUUUAAGUUUAGACAACAAUUCUAUGACUAGAAGAUAUUAGCCUUGUUUCACUGCCAUCUGUUUGAAUACCCGACCAGAAAACAAGCCUACGUUUUCUAUGUCACGAAGUUCCCGUCAGUCCUUUGUCUUCGUUUAUUUAUUUAUUUAUUUAUUUAUUUUUCAAGGGAAACCUCAACAACGUCAUCUCAUCUAUGGAUUUUUAUGUUUGAAAUUUUUCAUGUUAAUGUGCCAUAUAUGAGACGUCUUAUUCUGGGUUUUUCUCCUUCCUAUAGAUCUAUUCGGCUGACUCAAUGUCGUACCCAAUUCAAACCUUUUGGGUAUAAAACGUUUUGGUUUAGGAAUUUCCAUAUCAUUUAAAUGUGAAUGCCACAUUAUAACGCAAAUACAAUACACAAAGAACCUUAACCCCGGGAGCUUUUAAUUGGGUACAACAGUCAGGUCUCUUAAGAUCGUGACAACGCUAAAAAUAGGCAGUAAAGAAUGCAGAGUAUGUGCGUUCUAUCUUCCUCGCUUUAAGAUCAACUUGAUAAAGUUUAUAAAUGCUCAAAUCAAUUCUGAUUGUUCUAUUCCUUCAUCACGUUCAUGACCUAAAUUGGUGUAAAAAUAUACAGCAUUCUGUAUAAAGUAGUAAUUGUGACUUAUCGGCCUAGAGUAGCUACCUGCAGAUCUCUCUGCGGAAAAGGGGGAUCACUGUUUACUUGCGUGUUAUAGGGUUGGCAAUAUUUAUGUUAUCUCUGCGGCACGUGACAAUACUAAAAUAUUUGCAUGGUCCACCCUCCUCUUCGUCUUUAGAGAGUCACCCUUAGGUGAAUUCUUUUUCGAUGUUUCUUGGCCUCGAGCCACUCGCCUCCGAGCGUGGUGUUGCUUCUUUUUCAAAAUUUAUGUCCAGCAUUUACAUAACCUUAGAGAAGAGGAAAAACUGCGAAACAGUGGAUAUAUGGCGUGAUCUAACAAUUAUCAAAUUUGAACCCGUACUGAUAAGGGGCCGACCAUUUAACUCUUGAGGGGGUGGGUGAUUUUGAAAAAAAUUUCCUGCAAGCGCUUGUCGGAAGAAAAAAAUUGCAUGCAGCACAAAUGUAAUAGAAAAAAAAUUCUUGCGCUGCUGUAAGAAAGAAAAAAAAAUGUUGCAAAGCUAUUUCAUCAUUCCGGGGGUCUUUAAAAAAUCGCAGCAAAACUGCAACCAUUCUUUUCCCUUGCUCACUUUGAACUCUGGAUUUGAUGAUGCUGCAAAAUUAUUGCGUCAUAUGUGCAAUGCAUUAUUAGCUUAUCACAAGCAGUAUUAUAAAUGGAGGUAAUUUUUUUUAUUAAAGAAUCAAGUUUUUAUAGACAAAGGAAGUUUUUUUUUUUCAUUUUUAACAGAAACAUUUUUAUGUAAUUAUUUUCUAUUUAAAUAAAUAUAAUAUAUUUUUUUAAGUUUUAGUAAUGCACCUAUCGAUGUCUAGCCCCAAUUGGGGGGUACAGGUAUACCCAGGGGCUAUUGACAAUUGAUUUCAAAUAUUUUUGGUCAAUAAAUUUCAAAUUCCACACCCUCUGCCAUUUCAAACCUUAAUUCUUAUUCAAAACAUCCCCUCCCUUGGACAAAGUUCACAGGUCAAAUGCCCCACCUAUUUCCGCACUCCCUCUGUUUGGGCAAGACAUUGAUAGGUGCAUAAAAAGUAGCUGUAUAUUUCAUGAAUAAAAAUUGCGCUGCAAGAUAAAAAUUAACAGCAGCAAUGAACAUGGCUGAAUGCUGCAACUGUAUAGAAGUGGACUGAAAAAAGACUGAGCAAAAAUUAUUAGAGCUAUUUUUCAAUUAGACCAUGAUCAACUAACUUCAAUUUUGCUUUCACAUUGGUUUUGGAUAUUUCAGUCUACUUUUAAAUUGCAACUAAUGAUUCUAGCAGCAAUUACCAUGCUAUGAGCAUUUCUAAACUGCUUUUUGCUAUUUUUGGCUAUUUUUUUUUUAAUUAAGAAACUAAACACUUUCACAUCUGCCUGUGGUGCAUCACUUUAUUUUGACGUAAUAAAAUGAGUGUAAAGAAUGACUUUCUGAAAAGAUAGCUAUACAAUAAUGAUUUUGUAUAGCUUACAACAUUUUAAGGCUUUGCAGCUCCAUAUUAGAACUAUUACUGCAAUGACCAGAAUGUAAGUGUAAAUACAUUUUGUAUAUGUAAACACAUGACCCUUUUUUGAGGAAAAAAAAAUCCUGCAGAGAAAUGAGGAGGGAAAAAAAAUAUCCUGCAGAGCAUUUAGAAGGGAAAAAAAUAUCCUGCCCACCAGAUUGCUAGAAAAAAAAAUUCUUGCCGACCAAAAAUCACCCACCCCCCCCAUCAAGAGUUAAAUGGUCGGCCCCUAAGGAUGAAAGCUUGGUUGGAGAUCGGAUUUCUUAACUUGAAGUUUCUUUCAACAGCUGGCAUUGAAACAAUGGUUAUAUCUGCUAUUCAAAAUAAAAAUAGUUCUAAAGGAAAAAUGUAAAAAACCAUACAGAAAUAAAACCAAGUGCUCAUAAAGCGCACUGAGCUUCUCGUGACUCAGGGAAAGUGCAACAUUAAACUCAACUUGUCACACUAUUCUACCCUUCCACACCUCCGAGAAGUGUGGAACUAAGUAAAGAAUGACAAGGGGUUCUUAAUAGGGGGAAAAGUGCGACAAUAUCCUUACUUUGUCAGACUAUUCCACAGUUCCAGACCUCUGAGAAGUGUGGAACAAGGUGAAGAAUGACAAGGGGUUCAUGACUGGGGGAAAAGCGCGGCAGUAUCCUUAGUUUGUCACACUAUUCCACACUUCCACACCUCUGGGAAGUGUAGAACUAAGUAAAGAAUGACAAGGGGUUCAUGACUGGGGAAAAGUGCGACAAUAUCCUUACUUUGUCAGACUAUUCCACAGUUCCAGACCUCUGAGAAGUGUGGAACAAGGUGAAGAAUGACAAGGGGUUCAUGACUGGGGGAAAAGCGCGGCAGUAUCCUUAGUUUGUCACACUAUUCCACACUUCCACACCUCUGGGAAGUGUAGAACUAAGUAAAGAAUGACAAGGGGUUCAUGACUGGGGAAAAGUGCGACAAUAUCCUUACUUUGUCAGACUUUUCCACACUUCCACACCUCUGAGAAGUGUAGAACUAAGUAAAGAAUGACAAAGGGUUGAUGACUGGGGAAAAGUGUGACAAUAUCCUUACUUUGUCGGACUUUUCCACACUUCCACACCUCUGGGAAGUGUGGAACUAAGUAAAGAAUGACAAAGGGUUCAUGACUGGGGAAAAGUGUGACAAUAUCCUUACUUUGUCGGACUUUUCCACACUUCCACACCUCUGAGAAGUGUAGAACUAAGUAAAGAAUGACAAAGGGUUCAUGACUGGGGGAAAGUGAGACAAUAUCCUUACUUUGUCAGACUUUUCCACACUUCCACACCUCUGGGAAGUGUAGAACUAAGUAAAGAAUGACAAAGGGUUCACGACUGGGGGAAAGUGAGACAAUAUCCUUACUUUGUCAGACUUUUCCACACUUCCACACCUCUGGGAAGUGUAGAACUAAGUAAAGAAUGACAAAGGGUUCACGACUGGGGGAAAGUGAGACAAUAUCCUUACUUUGUCAGACUUUUCCACACUUCCACACCUCUGGGAAGUGUAGAACUAAGUAAAGAAUGACAAAGGGUUCAUGACUGGGGAAAAGUGUGACUAUAUCCUUACUUUGUCGGACUUUUCCACACUUCCACACCUCUGAGAAGUGUGGAACUAAGUAAAGAAUGACAAAGGGUUCAUGACUGGGGGAAAGUGAGACAAUAUCCUUACUUUGUCGGACUUUUCCACACUUCCACACCUCUGAGAAGUGUGGAACUAAGUAAAGAAUGACAAAGGGUUCAUGAGUGGGGGAAAGUGAGACAAUAUCCUUACUUUGUCAGACUUUUCCACGCUUCCACACCUCUGAGAAGUGUGGAACUAAGUAAAGAAUGACAAGGGGUUCUUAACAGGGGGAAAAGUGCGACAAUAUCCUUACUUUGUCAGACUUUUCCACACUUCCACACCUCUGAGAAGUGUAGAACUAAGUAAAGAAUGACAAAGGGUUCAUGACUGGGGGAAAGUGUGACAAUAUCCUUACUUUGUCGGACUAUUCCACACUUCACACCUCUGAGAAGUGUGGAACUAAGUAAGAAGUGAAGAAACUCUGGAUUUCAUGGCCAGGGCUGGACAUGGCUCUAUAGUUGGAGGUAAAUUUACCGUUUUUGCUUUGUUUUAUUUUGUAUUUGAGGGCAAUUUUCCAAGUAAAAGCCCCCCGGGGGCUUAUAUUUUGGAGGGGCGAUUUUACAGAGGGUUUUUUGCGUUACCCGUUUGGGGGGCUUAUAUUUGGAGGGGCUUAUACACGGAGGGGCUUAUUUUCGGAAAUUUUACGGUAUCUUUAAAUCUAUGGUUGACUGAGUACUAUCUGCAAAGGGUGCAUGUAAUACAUUGGCUUGACUGUGGUGUAGGUUGCAUACCAGAUUACAAUCAAAAUUAUAAUAAACAAGAAGGCUAUGCUCUAAGAAAAAAAAUUCGGGGAGCCCAAAACACUAACCCUUUGACAUUCUGGCUGCCCAGCAUAGUAAUUUUGGGCAAAAACUAAGAUUGCCUUCUUGCCGAAAGCAACAGUAAGUCACCAGGGGCCUCUGAGGACUGCUAGAGUACAGCCCUAAUAAACAUAAUACAGACUUUCCUUGUUUCUAUGACACAGAUCCUUUUGCCAAGCAAAGAAAAGUCUAUUUCAAAGAUGACAAAAUUCCAUUUGAUGGAGUACCAUUCAGUAUAAUUGGCACCAAGGUAUUUGACUGCCAACAUGGACCAGACAGGAAAAAGUCAUUUAAAGCGAGACAUUCUGAAGAGAAGGUAUGUUGGUUAUGACUAAAAAAUAUCUGCAUUUUUAUUUCACAGCCACAGCCUUUUUGGUGCUUCUAGCACUAAACUGUAAGGAAUCUAUAAUAUUAAUCUUCUAGCUACAGGUUGAUGAUCACUCAUUCAAAAGGAGGAGGUUUCUACCUCAAGACACAAUGAAGUUUGGCUGCCCUGCAAGUAUUCGUUUAUCAGAAGUCAUAAAGUAUUGCAAUUACAAGGUACAAAACCACCAUCACAAUAGUGAUAAUAGCAAUUGACAUUAUACUUCUGCUCAGUAAAAUACAUCCCUUCAUUUCAUAUCUUAUUACUGUCUUUUAACUCUAUUAGAUCAGGGAUGACACAGAAAGACUAAGAAGGGACAUGUCCAAAAAGCUGAAGACUAAUAUAACCAGCGGACAGAAACCCCAAGUGGAACGCAGAAUUUAUAUCCAAUUACCAAAGGAAGAUGAACACAAAGAUCACAUCACUGGAGAGGUCUGUAGAUGUCAAUGGAAAGAACUGGGACACUACCUUAACUUGAGAACAAUAAUAUUAACUUCUGUUUUUGGCUCUUUUUGUUUGAGUAAUAGUUGAAGGCUUAGGGAAAAACACUUUGAAUGGGUGGGACAAGAGUUGAGUCAUUUUCAUAUAAACCUUCUAGUUUUUCAUGUAUAAAUCAUUAUGGUAAUUAUAGUUUCGGACAGGUAUUACUUUCCUAUGAAAAGGCAAGAAGGCAUGUGAAAGAAAGUCAAGUCAGUCCUUCCACUCAAAGGCUAGGUCACAAAGUACAACAGGUGUAUGGGUGGCUACAUGCUAUGUAGUGUUAACAAUCAUAGCCUAGGUCUGUAAAUGAAGUAAUGAUCAUGAAAAAAGGUCCAAGUAGUGUCUAGGACUUGUUACUUGUUGUUGCUAUUCUAUCCAAAUAAUUUGUUUUUUGAAUGUUGUUGUUGACAGAAGUGACAUUUCAUUCAUUACAUGUAAGUGUACAUUGUACCAGCAGUGCCUACAACUAUCAGCAUGGCUGUCAAAAUAUUUCUGUCAAAAAUGUAAUUCCAUUUUCAUUUUUCUCCUCAUGUAUCAAACAACCAGAUUGGUGGCAUUCUGCAGCCCAUCGACAAACGGCUUGUAGACAAGAUUGGAGAGCUUGUUGGCGAAGGUGUGAAAACUGUGGACAAAAUGAAAAGACAUCUUAGGCAAUUCGUAAAAACUGAACUAUUUCCAGGGCAAUCUCCACCAGCAUCAACAAACAGGCGCUAUUAUCCAACAGAUGUGGACAUCAGGAACCACAUGUAUCAGGCAUCAGUAAAAAAAAUCCUGUCCAAAUCUGAUCCGGAAAACUUUGAAAAGAAAAUUGAAAAUUGGUGUCAGGAGAAUGCCCUAUCAGCCUCAUCAACAGCUUCUGAAAGCAUGAACAAUGAGGAAACAGAUAAAAAUUGUGUGUGA